GUUGAAAUCAAAUCAAGCAAGACCAUAUGGGUCCCCAAAACUAAACUUUCUCUCUCUUUCUUUUGAAAAAUAAGUUUUUUUCUGUGACAGCAUCGAUGGCUCGAGUGAAAGGCGCACCCCGCGUAGAUCGAAACCCGGUUGCCGGACCGAAUCCUCCUGCCGCACCGGAAAUCCGUUACCGCGGCGUUCGGAAGCGACCAUGGGGCCGAUACGCGGCGGAGAUAAGAGAUCCGUGGAAGAAAGCCCGUGUCUGGUUAGGCACUUUUGAUUCUGCAAUUCAAGCCGCCCGGGCUUACGACGCAGCUGCAAUAUCCUUCCGCGGUGCCAAAGCCAAGACCAAUUUCCCUAUCCCUCCUGAGGCUCUUGCGGCUCUGAUUCCUCCUCCUCCACCUCCGGUUAACCGUAGGCCUAAACCAGCCGUGCUUACCAAAGCGGACACGGUUUAUGUCAAUUAUCCUACUUCGAGCGGGAUGAGUAGUACCGUGGAAUCGUUCAGUGGACCUAGGGUUGGUUCUUCUUCAACCUCUAGGGUUCCUGUGUUUGUUCCUAUUGUUGCUGCUGAGGGUUAUCACAGUGAUUGUGAUUCUUCUUCAUCUGUGGUGGAUGAUGAUGAAGAUUGUGUCAUCAUUUACUCCCCUGUUCGGAAGCCUCAGCCUCGCAAUAUUGAUCUCAAUUUGCCUGCUCCGAUGAACUACAAUGAUGAAGAGAUCCGCGCCACCGAUUUGCAUCUCUGAGUUGCCUCCGUCCGUCUGUUCCGUCUGUCCGCCGCUGAUUCUGCUGCUGUGACUUAUGUCAAUUUCUGUUCAAUAGAGUUUAAUUGUCUUUGAAUUUUAUCAUUGUAGUUUGUUAAGUAUGAAGAAAGAAAAAAAGAAAAAAAAAACUUUACUUUGUUAGAGUUAUAGAGUAUUAAGGUUAUAGGGAUAGUUUAUUAUUAUGAGUCUGAUUAUGAUUAAGAUUAUGAUUAGGAUUAUGUUGUAGAGUAUUGGAAUAGGACAUGGCCAUCUUUGUUAUGUGAUAAGUGAAGGUUUAUUUCAACUUGGAUGGUUUAUGUCUUUGUUGUUGUAAGUUUAUUUGGAUCCUGUCAUAUAGCAUUGUAAUGGCAUUGGUCCUAAUUUUAUUUGAACUUUUUAGAGUUAA
Molecule: messenger RNA, 1137 nt
Organism: Lathyrus oleraceus (garden pea)
Lineage: Eukaryota; Viridiplantae; Streptophyta; Magnoliopsida; Fabales; Fabaceae
Product: ethylene-responsive transcription factor 3
Exons: 2
Coding region: 96-734 (212 amino acids)
Biological process (GO): regulation of DNA-templated transcription
Molecular function (GO): DNA binding; DNA-binding transcription factor activity
Source: RefSeq, a predicted model, not a curated record